CCAUGGGAACUGCGUAAACAAGUUCGAGGUUUUGCUAGGAAGGUGCUGCUUAGAGUUGGCACAGAGUGUUCGACCGGAUUACGCCAAUUAGUUGCUAAAAUCUUCAACAUUAACAACAUAUCUAUAGCUACAGGCAGUGAGCUAUACUUACGAAAUAUGAAGCAAGUAGAUUCUUACUUACAUUCAGCAUAUCCUAAAACAGUAGAGCUAGUAAGAAAAGCAACAAAGAUUCAGCUGGAGAACCUCCCGCAAAGUAAGUGA
Dovyalis caffra is the source of this 261-nucleotide messenger RNA. Lineage: Eukaryota; Viridiplantae; Streptophyta; Magnoliopsida; Malpighiales; Salicaceae. The record is from the annotation of a GenBank genome assembly.